AUGUUGGCAAAGAUUUCAACCACAUGGAAAGUGCUUUUAAAGCUGCUGGUUCCUGAAAUUCUAUUCAGCAGUUGGAAAUCAAUCCACAGCUUUCUUCAUUCACCCUGCCACUGGGGGCUAAAGCACAGGCAAGAGCGCCUGUUGAGGAAAACCACAAAAAGCAUCUUAGCAGCUAAAACGAUGCCGCAAUCUAUACGUCUCUUAUUACUGUUUGUGCCUCUAAUAAUGCCAGCACCGCCAAUUCAGCAAAACUCACGCAUUAUCUAUGACUAUGGAACAGCUAAUUUUGAAGAAACCUUAUUUAACCAAGAGUAUGAGAAAAAAUAUGUGGAUGGAGGAAAUUCUAAGGAAAAAGAAACUAUGUCAAUCACUGAUGAGAAAAGUCUUCAAUUACAAAAGGAUGAAAGUAGUACUCCAUUACCUCCCAAGAUAGAAAUAGAUGAAAUGCCAACAUGCCUGUUAUGUGUUUGUUUAAGUACUUCUGUUUACUGUGAAGAAACUGAUAUUGAAACUGUACCACCCUUGCCAAAGAAAUCAGCCUAUCUAUAUGCACGGUUCAACAAAAUAAAAAAACUGACUGCCAAAGAUUUUGCAAAUAUACCUAAUUUAAGAAGAAUAGAUUUUACGGGAAAUAUGAUUGAAGAUAUAGAAGACAAUACUUUCUCACAACUUGCUCUGCUAGAAGAACUGACACUAGCUGACAAUGAACUAUUGAAAAUUCCAGUUCUUCCUCCAAAGCUUACUUUAUUUAAUGCAAAGUCCAACAGAAUCCAAAGUAAAGGAAUAAAAGCAAAUACAUUCAAAAAACUGAAUAACCUCUCAUACCUCUACUUGGACCAUAAUGCCCUUGAAUCUGUGCCUCCUGGUUUACCAGAAAGUCUACGUGUGAUUCAUCUUCAGUUUAAUGACAUAACUUCAAUUACUGAUGAUACAUUCUGCAAGGCUAAUGACACUCAUUACAUCCGGGACCGCAUCGAAGAGAUACGUUUGGAAGGCAAUCCCAUCGCACUGGGAAAGCAUCCCAACAGUUUUAUUUGCUUAAAAAGAUUACCCAUAGGGCCAUACUUCUAACCACUAUCAAUGCAACAUGAAAGAUAAAGCAUAUACAUACUUACAAUAAGUUUAAACAAUGUCUAAAAAAGCUUAAAUAUUUCUUAAUAUUGAUGUGAAUUUUAUGUUUUAAGCAAGGGACGUUCAAAAAUCUUAUAAGUAAAAAGACUGAAUCUGUAGGUUUAGAUCAAAGUAAUGUGAAGCAUUUAAACACAAUUACAAAAUUCUUUUUUU
This is a messenger RNA of Suncus etruscus (white-toothed pygmy shrew), 1284 nucleotides long. It is a transcript of the gene OGN, whose product is annotated as osteoglycin. Bases 1 to 1071 code for a protein of 356 amino acids. The transcript has 7 exons. The record is from RefSeq and is a predicted model, not a curated record. Gene Ontology annotation, molecular function: protein binding. NCBI's taxonomy places the organism in Eukaryota, Metazoa, Chordata, Mammalia, Eulipotyphla, Soricidae.